Messenger RNA from Fusarium fujikuroi IMI 58289, 1506 nucleotides. Its product is annotated as related to DAL5-Allantoate and ureidosuccinate permease. Gene Ontology annotation, molecular function: transmembrane transporter activity. The record is from RefSeq and is a predicted model, not a curated record. Bases 1 to 1506 code for a protein of 501 amino acids. Gene Ontology annotation, biological process: transmembrane transport. The transcript has 4 exons. Lineage: Eukaryota; Fungi; Ascomycota; Sordariomycetes; Hypocreales; Nectriaceae. Gene Ontology annotation, cellular component: membrane.
AUGGCAGAGAAAAUAACAGGCGACUUGAAACAUACCCAGUCUAUCAAAGAGGGAACCAUAAACGAUGCUUCUACAGCCGAAGCCUUGACUCUGUGCCGCGAUGCAGAUGAUAUCGAGACAAGUCCUGAGCUCGAUAAGGCUCUGCGAUGGAAGCUGGACCUGAGACUUAUGCCCCUUCUCUGCUUCACCUAUGCACUGCAGUCAAUUGAUAAGAAUACUAUCAGCUAUGCUGCCGUGUUCGGGCUAAGAGAAGAUCUCAACCUCAAGGGAGAUGAGUUCUCCUGGACCGGCGGCAUAUUCUACCUCGGUUAUCUCAUUUGGGAGUUUCCGACCAGUAUGUUUCUUCAACGAUUUCCGAUCAAUUACUUUAUGUCAGGAACUGUCAUCGCUUGGGGCGCCGUACUCAUGGCCCACGGAGCCGUCACCUCCUUCACAACCCUCGUCGUCGUGCGCGUCCUUCUCGGCGCCCUCGAAGCAGCCAUAAACCCUGGCACCAUGCUCCUCUUCAGCAUGUACUACAUGCGAAAAGAACAGCCUCUCCGUAUGGGUAUAUGGAUUGGCUCUGCAGGCAUGGGCUACAUCAUCGCUGGUAUAGCUAGUUUUGGCAUAGGUCACGUCAAGUCUGCUCUACCGUCCUGGCGAGUACUCUUUAUCAUCUGGGGAUCCAUCACAGUUGCCUGGGGCGUUAUUCUCCUGUUCCUGCUUCCUGAUGCCCCUAUGAGAGCAAAGUUUCUGACAGCUGAUGAGAAGGCCAGAGUUAUUUCGAGGGUGAAGGGAAAUGGCACGGGUAUUGAGAAUAAGCACUUUAAGAUGGCACAGUUUUGGGAGGCGAUGGUUGAUAUGAAGACCUGGUUGCUAUUCUUAUUUGCCCUGACGAGUAACUCGCCCAAUGGAGGCCUAUCCGCGUUCCAAGGUCUCAUCAUCAAAGGUGCUGGCUUCAGUACCCUCGACACAACAUUAUAUCAGAUGCCAUCGGGUGCAGUCCAACUAGUCGCAUGUGUGCUAGCCUGCUGGGGGGCUUCCGUCAUCAAGAAUUCCAGAAUUCCGAUCAUGCUUCUCGCUCUCGUCCCUUUCCUCGCCGGUGUUCUGGGUCUUCAUUUCCUCCCUCACAGUGACGCAUACGCCCGCUUAGCAUGCCUAUGGAUGUCUUUCUCAUACACAGCAACCUGGACUCUUAGCAUGUCAGUCUCCAUGGCCAACACAGCGGGUCACACUAAAAAGAUCACAACAAACGCUUUGUUGCUGAUUGGUUAUUGUCUGGGAAACUUUGUCGGACCAUUCUUCUUCAAGUCUAAUCAGGCGCCCCAGUAUGAGCUUGGAGUGGGCAUGAUGUUCACAUGUAUUGCCAUUCAAGUUGCAAGUCUUGUUGCGCUCUGGGUGUUGUUGUGGAUGAGGAAUAGUUCAAGGCGAGACCUUCGUACUCCUGAGAAUCAGCAGAGAGCUUGGGAGGCGGGACUUCUUGAUGAAACAGACUUCAAGAAUAAGUACUUCCAGUACGUGUAUUAG